AUGACCAUGAUCUUUCAAGACAAUACCACACAGAAAUUACCACACAGGAGUACCACACAGCAAAACCACACAUCAAUCAGUACCACACAAAAUUACCACAGCAAUACCACACAUCAGUACCACACAGCAAUACCACACAUCAUUACCACACAACAGUACCACAUAGCAGCAAUACCACACAGCAUUACCACACAGCAAUACCACAGCAAUACCACACAGCAAUACCACACAGCAAUACCACAGCAAUACCACACAGCAGUACCACACAAUAGUACCACACAGCAAUACCACACAGCAAUACCACAGCAAUACCACACAGCAGUACCACAGCAGUACCACACAGAAAUACCACACAGCAGUACCACAGCAAUACCACACAGCAGUACCACAGCAAUACCACACAGCAAUACCACACAGCAGUACCACAGCAAUACCACACAGCAGUACCACAGCAAUACCACACAGCAGUACCACAGCAAUACCACACAGCAAUACCACAGCAAUACCACACAGCAGUACCACAGCAAUACCACACAGCAGUACCACAGUAGUACCACACAGCAAUACCACACAGCAGUACCACAGCAAUACCACACAGCAGUACCACAGCGAUACCACACAGCAGUACCACAGCAAUACCACACAGCAGUACCACACAGCAAUACCACAGCAAUACCACACAGCAGUACCACAGCAAUACCACACAGCAGUACCACAGCAGUACCACACAGCAAUACCACAGCAAUACCACACAGCACUACCACAGCAAUACCACACAGCAGUACCACAGCAAUACCACACAGCAGUGGAGAAUGGCAUUGA
Molecule: messenger RNA, 822 nt
Organism: Strongylocentrotus purpuratus (purple sea urchin)
Lineage: Eukaryota; Metazoa; Echinodermata; Echinoidea; Camarodonta; Strongylocentrotidae
Product: mucin-5AC-like
Exons: 2
Coding region: 1-822 (273 amino acids)
Source: RefSeq, a predicted model, not a curated record